UGAAAUACUGAACAAGUGGAGGUGGGAAAAAAGCAAGUGGAGGAGGUGGAGUCGUGUUCAGAGGAAGGAAAACUAAGCAGAAGAGCAGGAAAAAAGAGAAAACCCACCAGACACAACAACAUCGGGGGGAGGACGGUGGAUUAAUUGUGCCAACUGAGGCAAUUCAAAUAAAGAGAAGCGCUGCUGUGAAGAAAGGAGGACAGCAAGAUGAUAACGCCCUAUUUCCUGGAACAUUUCUGGGGCGAAAAAAAUAAUGGAUUUGAUGUACUGUACCAUAACAUGAAACAUGGCCAGAUAUCCAGCAAAGAGCUGUCGGAGUUCAUCAGAGAAAGAUCCACCAUAGAGGAGGCAUAUUCACGAUCAAUGACCAAACUGGCCAAGACCGCCAGCAACUGCUCUCAACUAGGGACGUUUGCGCCGGUGUGGGAUGUGUUUAAACAGUCCACCGAGAAACUGGCAGCGUGUCACAUGGAGCUGGGCCGCAAGCUUCAAGAGCUCAUCAAGGAAGUCCAGAAAUAUGUGGAGGAUCAAGCCAAAAAUCAUAAGAAGACAAAGGAGGAGGUGUCGUCCACACUGGAGGCGGUGCAGAACAUCCAGAGUGUGUCUCAGGCCUUACAGAAGAGCAAAGAGAACUACGUCAGCAAGACACUAGAGCAAGAACGCAUGCGCAAAGAGGGGGCCACACAGAGAGACCUGGACAAGGCUGGGUUGAAAGUCAAGAAAGCCACUGAGACCUAUAAGUCAUAUGUGGAGAAAUAUGCCACUGCAAAGACAGAAUUUGAGCAAAGAAUGACAGAAACCGCACAAAAAUUCCAAGGCAUUGAAGAGGAACAUGUACUGCGUAUGCAGGAGAUUAUCCAUUCAUACUGUCAGUCUGUUGAAGAGACGCACAUACAGAUAGGAGAGGUGCAAGAAGAGUUUGUGAAAAACAUGGAGAACACUUCUGUUGAGAGCCUCGUACAGAAACUGGCAGAAAGUAAAGGGACAGGCAAAGAGAGACCAGGGCCCAUUGAAUUUGAGGAAUGUAAUGUCUCAGUCGCCAUGGAAGCUGCAAAACCCAGAAAAAGGAAGACCUUUGCCAUACCAGGCAGACGGAGAGAUAAAGACACCGAUUCCACUGAAUCAGCUGAAGUAGAAGCGGUUAACACUUCCAACGGAGCUCCGCCGGGUUUCUACGGUGCUAUAGAUCUUCAUAACGCCAAUGUGCCUCAGCUGGACGAGGAGGGCUUCUGUAUCCGACCAGAAGUCAAUGAGAAUGAUGCCAAAGAGAACUCCUUUUAUUCAUCCAGCGACUCAGAAGAUGAAGACGAGCCGAGAAAGUUCCACGUCCAGAUCAAACCGGUGCAGACCAACAACGGCACACACCAGCACAAAGCCACCAUCGACGAGCUGAAGGCCUCGAUUGGAAACAUCUCCCUCUCGCCCACCCCUGCCGUUCAUAUGAAGAGAAACCAAUCCAGAAUGACACGACAACAAACGUUCCCUGCUAUGAAACCAAAGGCUGGCGAUGAACUGGGACGGUCCAAGAUAGCGCAGACAUCCUUUAAUGAUAGAUUAUCCAAUAAUGAUCUGCUGUCUUUGGAUCCAUUCGGCCCGACCAGCGCUGGAUCCAGCUCCUCUCUACCCCUCUCAUCAGAAGUGGAUUUACAGUCGGAGCCCACGUCUCCUUCAACAGUCAGUCUUGAGGUUAUCGAGGCUCCUUCUUUCCUCCUUCCCUCCAAACUGCCUCCUCCUGCUGGUCUUGCCAAGCCGAGCUCCUCUCCAUUCCCUGUUCUCCCCUCUGCUUCCUCCAUCUCUCCUCGGGAGCUUCCUGAUAAGGCUGUUGGUGUCCUCCACCCUGGCCCAGCUCGAGCUAUGAGCGUGCCCCCAGCCCUACAGUCCACUCCUAAGGACUGGGCUACCCACAAGCCCCCUCUCAGUGCUCCCGCAACUGGUCCAGACAUGUUUUCUGCCUGGGCCCAGAGCCAAUGGAUUGCCUUUAAUGAUGCUUUUGUGCCAUGUCGUGGACCGUCCCAUCAACCAGCGAGGCCUUGUUCAGUGCCCGUGUCUCAACAGCUCAAGGUUUUCUCCAGAGAGCCUGCUGACCCAUUUGGCAACAUUGGGAGAGAGGAGAGCGCCCCCUCUCUGAAGCAAGCACCAGCCCGACCCAUGCAGGAUGUACCACCUCCAAACAGGCCAACCACUCCCCUGGGCACAGCAACUAUUGUCCCGCCUCCAAGACCAUUAUCACGGCCCAAACUACCUGCAGGCAAGCUGACAGGCAUCAAUGAGGCUGGUCGACCGUUCAGCCCUCCUAAGAUGCCCAGCUCCAGCCCUCCUCCCGCUGUUCCUCUGGCUCGUGCAGAGAGCUCCUCGUCUCUCAGCUCAAACACCUCCUUGAGCACCAGCAACACACCUACUGUCGAAGACGAUCUGUUCGUGGGGAAACUGCCCACUUUUGAGAAGAGAUGUGAGACUCCGGCAGGGACAUCUCGUGGGCCCAGUCCAGUGACACUGGCUUCCCAGGAUGCAUUGCCCAUUGCGGUGGCAUUCACAGAAUCUGUUAAUGCCUAUUUCAAAGGAGCAGAUCCCAGCAAGUGCAUCGUGAAGAUCACAGGAGAUAUGACCCUGUCCUUCCCCAGCGGCAUCAUCAAGAUUUUCACCUCUAGUCCAUCUCCUGCUGUACUCAGCUUCAAACUCUCAAACACCAGCAGAUUAGAGCAAAUCAUGCCCAACCAGCAACUACUGCACAGUGACUCCUCCCAGAGCGACACAAACACUAAAGACUUUAGGCUGAACAUGCCUGCACUGACUGCGUACCUCAGGAAGAGCUCUGAGCAGAACCCUGCUGCAUCCUAUUACAACGUGGACAUCUUAAAGUACCAGGUAUGUUCAAAUGGGAUUCAGUCAACACCUCUAAACCUCGUGGUGUACUGGAAAUGCACUGCUAGUACUACAGACCUGCGAGUGGACUAUCGCUACAACCCAGAGGCCAUGCAGCCCCCCGCAGCGCUCACCAAUGUACAGGUGUUAGUGCCCGUCAGUGGAGACGUCACAAACAUGCAGUCGAUCCCCAAUGCCAUUUGGAAUGCGGAACAGAGCAAGACAUUAUGGAAACUGAGUGACAUCUCUGAAAAGUCUGAAAAUGAAGGCUCUGGUUCAUUGAGAGCAAAGUUUGAGCUGUCUGAUGGUCCAUCCAUCCCUGCCACCCUGGCAGUUCAGUUCUUCAGCGAGGGCAGCAGUCUGUCUGGUGUAGAUGUGGAACUGAUUGGCUCCGGUUACCGACUCUCCCUCAACAAGAAGAGAUUUGCCACCGGCCGCUAUAUGGCUGACUGCUGAGAUCUGAGUAGAGGCCUGUCCGCAGGGAACCUGGAGGUUAAUUUCUGUUCAUUCAUUAAUUCUGUUACUGGUUCUCAAUGAUAAUUAUGGAGGAUGGAAGAUAAAAGAGAGCUGUCUCUGUGAAGGCCUCUCAUGCUUCUGUUUCCUCUCCACAUCCUGAACGAUCCAGUGAAUCACCUUCUGGAGACUUGAGAUUUUUAUACUACAGAAACGUAGCACUGAGUAUCAAACACUGUGUACAAAGAAAAAAGAAAAGAGAGGAGAAGGAAUGUCAGGAAAUUGGUGAAUGAAAUCAUUAAUCUGGGAUACUUUUUGAUCAAUUCAGACUUUUAUAAAGUCAGAACGUUAGUCUUUGUUAAUUUGAAAUGUAUAGUUAACCGUUUGCAUUAUGUAUUAGAGGUGUAUAAACGUAUAGCAUAUCUAAGCAACAACAAAAAAGGACAAAAAACCUGCACUAACAAUCUUUAUGGAUAUUUGUUGAGCAUUCAUCUCUCCGUUUGAAUUCACCCAGAUGUCAGUCACACUGACGAUGAAGAGAGCAAAAGGAGCGGUCUUUUUCGUUAUGAAUGUGCAAUGAAGGUAUAAGCUUUCAAAAUGACAUUUAUGGAUUGUUUUUAAAGUGUAGUGCCAUUUUCACUUUAACGUUGUCAUUGUCAGCAAAAGGAAACUUAUACACUGACCUCAGUGCCUCUUUUAUAUUUAAAAUAAUUAUACAGGAAAAUUUGCAUGUUUAUGGGUUUUUUUUUUUUUUUUGAAGUGCCAGUUCAGCUCUUUAUGCUUCCUGAUGGGAUACUGAAGGGAAAACACUGCCUAAACUUUUGCCUUUGUCCUUCGAACCCCUUUAGAGUGCUUUUCCUAAACAGUUGACUGCAAAGGAAUGCCCUUUUCCCGUGAUAGAUACAAUCCAGGUGUUUUCUGUAAUGCCUUAUAGAUGUGUGCAGAAAUGAUACCAAAUUAAGCACAGAAAAUUUUCCCUGUGAGAAUAUUCUAAUUACAAACACCGACCUGACUAUUUGGAGGGAUCCUUAAUUACAAGCAUCCAAUCUUUUCAGUACAGACUACCAGUUUUUUUUAGAUAAAUUGAUUUUUAAGGGACACUGUAUGUUUUUACCAAAUGUGCCGUCACGUCUGUUUUUGAGUGUUUUAUGUCAAUUAUAAUAAUAAUAAUAACCCGAUUCUUAAAAUGAUACCAAAUACAAAUCGUAAAGCACAAUGAUGCAAUGGGCCAGUGGUAGUUACGGAAAAGAUUAAAUGCUUGCAGGGUCCCACCACCAUGUAAGGGUCUUCUUCGCUUAGUCUUUAUUUCUCAAAUUUCUUUUUUUUGCUGGAACCCAGUGGUGAGCAUUUACAGUGCUUUAAGGGGGCCUGUCCCCCAUACAAGGGCUAUGUGCCUUGUUCUCUUUAGAGGACCAUGUCUCCAAGGGCUACCCCAAUCCCAGCAAACGCCAACACCAUUUUUACCUUAAAAUGAAAAACACUAAUAAACACUAAAUGCCACCAAUGAAGACUCUUCAUUAAUCUGGAACCAAUGACGUUCUUAAGAAUUACGUCUUGUUUUUUUGUUUUUUUUACCAGGAACUUUUUUUGUCCCUUUGAUAGCAACCUAACAGUUUUGUGUACAGCAUAAAGAUUUUAUAUUCAGAAUCGUCACUGUCUUUAUGUACUUGUUUAAUACUUGUGAUUUUGAUUGAUUUGUAUUCAGUAUGCAAUGUGGUGUUGGUUUCAAUGCAGAGGCAGAAAUCAGCUGGUGAACAUCCUGGUCAAUGUAGCAUUCAAAUACAAUACGAUAUUGGCUCCUAUAGUUAAGGGCUUCUUUAAGUGAAUAUGAACUAAUUGUGUAGUUAGCGAGCUGGUUCUUGCUGCCUCUACAGCCACGUCAAUAUUCAAAGUCAUUUUGGAACAUUUAAAGUCUCUUCUUUUAUUUCUUUCCAUGUCUACAUUAAAAAAAAAAAAAAAUGUUUUAACCCACAUAAUGUAAACUAUUUCUGCCAUGUUUCUCUGCUUUAUGAUUCUCUUUGUCUGUAAUAAAUGUGUAAUAUAUAAAUCUAUUCAAAUAUAAGAAAUACUACAGAAUGCUAA
Carassius gibelio (silver crucian carp) is the source of this 5397-nucleotide messenger RNA. Its product is annotated as F-BAR domain only protein 2. Gene Ontology annotation, cellular component: cytoplasm; clathrin-coated pit; plasma membrane. Bases 208 to 3318 code for a protein of 1036 amino acids. Gene Ontology annotation, biological process: clathrin-dependent endocytosis; clathrin coat assembly; synaptic vesicle endocytosis. The transcript has 29 exons. The record is from RefSeq and is a predicted model, not a curated record. Lineage: Eukaryota; Metazoa; Chordata; Actinopteri; Cypriniformes; Cyprinidae.